Molecule: messenger RNA, 6903 nt
Organism: Thunnus maccoyii (southern bluefin tuna)
Lineage: Eukaryota; Metazoa; Chordata; Actinopteri; Scombriformes; Scombridae
Gene: cobl
Product: cordon-bleu WH2 repeat protein
Exons: 19
Coding region: 196-4977 (1593 amino acids)
Biological process (GO): actin filament polymerization; actin filament network formation
Cellular component (GO): axonal growth cone; terminal web; perinuclear region of cytoplasm
Molecular function (GO): actin monomer binding
Source: RefSeq, a predicted model, not a curated record
CAACGGUCGAGGGAGAGCAGGGGGGGAGGACACGAAGAUUAUAUCAAGUGGAAUUGACAAGCCGCCUAACUCAGUUCACGAGUACUACUCAGUGAUAGUGUCAUGGAUAUCCACCGAGUUUAAGAGCAACAGCGGAUUUUGGGAGCCCAGUUUGAGUACCGCUAUCAUCUGAAGUCGGAUAUCGUAAUCACUGCAAUGACUGAGCCCUCAAAACCGCCUUUAGGGAGGAGAAUGAAGCCACGUGCCCCACCUCCACCACAGGCCCCUCAACCUGCCCCGCGCCACAUCUUUAGAAACACUGUACCUGACGGGGGAGGGGAGAAUGUUGGGGGCUUGGAUGCCAAAGAGAACCUGCUGAGGCCCACUGUGGAUUUACAGCUAACCCUACCACAGGGAUACCAGAUUUCUGUAACUGAGGAUGGCAGUAAAGCGCUGAUGGACCUGCUGGUUGAGCUGUGUAGCUGCUACCACCUAAAUCCAGCAUUGCACACCCUUGAGCUGCUGUCGCCCGAGGGCCAGCCUUUGGGGUUCAAGCCUAACACGCUGCUGGGCUCCCUCAACGUAGCCUGUGCCCUCAUCAAGGAGAAAGUCUUGGAGGAGAAAGUGGCGCGCAGACCGGCGCCCAAAGUGCCAGAGAAAACUGUGCGUUUGAUGGUGAACUACCACAGCAGCCAGAAGACCGUGGUACGGGUCAACCCGUUGGUACCACUUCAGGCUCUGAUACCAGUCAUCUGUGACAAGUGUGAGUUUGACCCUUCACAUGUCCUGCUCCUGAAGGACAGCAUCAGUCGCCACGAAUUACCACUGGAUAAAUCUCUAACACAGCUGGGGAUCAAGGAGCUCUACGCACUCGAUCAGAGUUUAGAUUCCCUUUGCUCCAGCACUACCAGUUUGGGCAGACAGGAGAAGAAAGGCCUCCUGGGUAUCUUCCAGUUUGGCAGGAGGAAGUCCAAGACAGAGACAACAUCUACGGACAUGGAUGACUCUGAUGAUAAAGUAAUCCAAAAUACAGACACACACUCCAAUAUUUCACAUUGUUUUCCAGAGGGAAGGAGUAGCAGAGAACAGGGUCUGCCCACAGUGUCAAGGGUGCCCUGUGUAGAAGAUCGGCCCAGCACCUUGGGCCAAUCUCAGUCAGUCAUGAACAUCUCCGGGACGUCUCCCAAGUUUGACGCCAAGAAGAGGAGGGCCCCGGCACCACCUGGGGCCCCAACACCCACCAUGGGACACACUAGCUUUGAGAACUAUCAGAUGGGCCUUGGCUCAGAAAGCCAGCAGAGGAAAAGAAAGGCUCCAGCCCCUCCUCCCACCCCAAUUUCCAUCACUCCAGGCCCUGACGAUACAUCAACCUCUGCUGCGCCCACGCCUGAUAGCCCUGCAACUGAAACACCCACCCCAGCCUUCCGCACCAAGGUGGCACAGUCAACCACAGUCUGUACUACCACUGUUGUAACGCAGACAGUGAAACCAGCCCCCCUGACAACAGCAGUACAACCUCUACCUGUGUGCACUGACACUGCACCCCCCAAGUCCCCAACCCCAAGCAGCAGCACCACCGACAGCCUAGCAGUCCAGGAUUCCAGCUCUGAACUCAGUCACAGCCUUGACGACUCAGACCUUGACCCAGAUCAAAGCAGUUCCCUCUGCAGCACCCUCACCAGCAGCACAGUGAGCGGGUCUGUGCGGGUCCAGCCCACUAUGAGAAGCUCCAGCAGCAGAAUGGAGGAGUCAGAGGAGGUCAGCAGCGUGGCUGUCGAAUUAAAUCAAGAGGUGACUUCAGCCAGCAGCUCCAGGUCGGAGACUGAGUCGGCCCUCAACCUGAAAAUGGAUGAAGUUGAGAACAACAGAAACAGCGCAGUGGGAACCACUGAUCGACCAGCUCCACCCAAACCUCGCCGUUCCCCAGUCCAGGAACCACCACAGCUUGUCCUACCCCCUCCCCUGUCCUCCCCUCCCAUUGAACCCACAGACAGCAACUCCCCACAGAGAACCAUGGAGGUGGAGGAAGCAGCUCCCCAGUCCUGGCUCCACUCCAUGCAGAGCUCCACAGCCAGUGGCCAGACCCCAGAAACUGAAACACCUGAGGAGGAGACUUUGUCCUUGGGUAGCAGCAGCAGUGGCAGUAGCCUGCCAGACCAGGGUUACGCCGCUUCAGAGGGCAUGGCAGAGGGUGAGGACUCAGGCUUGGUUAGCUCCCCAUCUGACACCCAACCCACAUCCCCAGAUGGGAGUUUGUCUCUGGAUGGAAGUAGUGGAGGCAGAGGAGAGAGACUGCUCGGACCAGUACGGGAGAAUUCCAGUGACAGUGAUGAGGGAUGUGCCACCUGGGGAUCAAGUCACAGACACAAUGACAUCAGCCCACAGGCAAAGUCAGGCAGGUUAAAGGACAGCUAUGAAGAGGAUCGAGAACUCACAGCCCAGCUCCAUCAGACUUUGGCAGAUUUUGAAGCAGACCUUGCAGAUAUAGUCUCAGCAAAGGAGGCUUCCUACACUAUGUCCACAGAGAGUAAUGAGGUGCCGGUGUCUGUAGUAGACAUGGAUGUGCCAGUCACAGCCAUAGAUGAAGUGCUGGAGGACUAUGGAUCUAAUGUUGUAGAAUAUGAUGCAAAGUUACUUAUCAGGACUGAGUCAGCUCACAGCAAAGGUCCAAGCGGUGCUGUGGAGCUACAGAACAAAAACAACAAUGCUUGUACAGCUGCUGAUGGUAAUAAAAGCAGCAGUACAAAUACUACGCAGCCUUCUCGACCUGAGCAGCAUAAGAAGUCACUGGAGAAGUCUGUAGGUGAUAAAAAGGAAGAAAAGAUAUUAGAGACAAAAGUUGAAGCGAUGACUAUCACUGAUACUAACAGUUUGAAAGAGGAUAAACAAAGAACAUCAGCAGUGAAAUCUAAUGCUGAGACACAGAAACACAGCAAGAACACUCAGAUCAAACUUGAUCCUGUGAAGAGUAACGCUCAGUGUUUCCAAGAGAAGAAACCUGUUCUGCCACCAACCAGUCAGAGAUUAACGUCUACAGAAAGAGAUGAAGAGAGACACAGAGUUUACCAAAAUAACUCCAGCUCUAGUACUUCACACAGUAAAAUCACUCACAAUGUUACAUCACGCUUUGGUAUGAAAACUUUCACCGUGGUUCCUCCCAAACACUCUGUCAUGCAUGCUGCUGUGGAAAAGCCAGCAUCAACUGUCGGUGCCAUUAAGAUUGACGAGCAAGGAAAUAUGGUAAAAACGGGUAUCUCCCACAACAAAGUUGGUGGUUCAUCAGAGUCGGGGAGUAAUUGCAGCGAGGGGUCUCCCCUUCUUGGAAAAGCCAAAGCUUUUUGGAGCUCAAAUGAAAAACAAGAAAGCGCUGUUCCCCAGAGCAAAGGUCUGAUUGACAAGGCUAAGGAGAGCACAGAUGACAUGAAAAGUACUCACACUGCAGUAUCAAAAACUAUGUUGAAGACCGGUAACGCAGAGGACCUGAAAACGACACAGAGUACCCUUAAUAAACCUGCAGAGAGAGCCCAGCCUAAAGAGGGCGUUAAAGAAGAAGUUAAUGAACCAGUGAAAGACGUCAAAGUUGCAAAAGAGGAACGGGUAGAAGUGGAGAGCAAGAUUUCAGUGUCCAAAAAUGUUCAGCAGCCAAGUAAUAGACCUACCCUUACCCCUCCUCUCCUUCCAGACCUGAAAAGAGACCUGUCCUUCCUCAAACCAUCCAGGCGAACCUCAAGCCAGUACGUAGCAUCUGCCAUCACUAAAUACACCCCAAAGACCUCAGCUAAACCCAACUUCAUCCCUUACACCCCUGAAUCCUCUGCUCCAUUAAAAACACAGAGUACAAGCUUCCAGAGAUCGGGUCGGUCCAUACAAGUGAAUCCACACCAAUCUUCCAUGACAUCUCUGUCAGAUAAUAAGGAAAAUGAUUCUGGUUCUAAACCUCCUGGUCCUAAGAGGUCUAUGAGCUACCCUGAGAAUGUGUCGGAUAGCCAGAGAGAUUUUGGAGAAGUGAGACAGGACAGGGGAGGAUUUGGAAAUUGUGUUGGAUCCACCAAAGGAAGCUCUAAUACGCUAGGAACAGCAACAGCCAAGUAUACUCAGUCCAGUGGCCCCACCCAAAUAAAUGUGACCGCCAGCAAUGACAGAGACAAUAUUAAACAUAUUCAGGGCAGAAGUCCCAGCCCUUCACAAAGCAGUCCUCUACAGUCAUCUACCAAACCACCCACAGCCCCCAAGACUGUAUCCCAAGGACAGACAAGUAAUACGAGGGACAUGAGCAAGACAGCUACCCAUCUAACACCUGAUGCAAAACCAGAACCUUCAGUUACCGCAGCAGAUAGUGGUAUGGUACCUGGGCUUCUGCCAGUGACAGUGUUUGGGCCAGUUAAAACGUUCAGACCAGUGAUCUGUAAAUCUGUUGAGAAAGAGACAUCUCUGCACAGCAGCCUGAUGGAGGCAAUCCAGACAGGUGGAGGCAAGGACAGGCUCAAGAAGAUAUCCACCUCUGGUCCCAGCAACUUGAAGAAACCCUCUUAUGCUGAGGAGGAGAAUGAGAGGUCUGCUCUUCUGGCUGCCAUUAGAGGUCAGAGCAACUCCGGAAGGCUGAGGAAGACCAAAUCUGAGGCUGCUGAUGAGCUUGAGAAGUUCAGGAACGUGGCUUCUGAGGAGGAAAAAAGCACAGACCUUCCCUCCUCCUCCUCCACCUCUCCUCCCUCUUUGACCUGCACUUCUCCUGUCUUCACCCCACCACCACCGCCACCCGUGUUUGCACCUCCACCUCCUCCCCCUGUCUUGCCACAGGGUAAACCUACCAUUGUGGCACAUCCAAGUGCUAACACCCCCGUGAAUCCUGGCUUGGCCAGAGAGGCUAUGCUGGAGGCCAUCCGCUCUGGAUCUGCUGCUGAGAGGCUAAAAAAGGUCGCGGCGCCCACAAAGACAGUCCAAGUGAAUGGCAGACUGGGAACAAUCCAAGCAACCUCCUCAACAGUCCCUCAGAAAUAAGUGGGGAAGCCUACAUCACUGCAACAAGAAAUAAUUUAUCAAAUUCCAUCAUAGUUUUUGUUUUUUGGCCACUGUGCUUUUGAAACAGACAUUUGGAAAACUGGGCUGAGUCAUAUUUUGAGUGAAUGUUAUUUGAAAGUUUGAGGGAAAAGCUGAUGGAUGACACAAAUAAUUCUACAUGCUAUCUAGAUUAAAAGAAUAUUCAAGAAGUGCUUCACAGCUGGCUGCCAGUCUGGGGCCUCAUGCUUAAACUAAUGCAGCAAGGCGGGAGACUGUUAUUUUUACUCAUAUUCUCCACUGUAAGCAUUUCUUUAUACAAGAGGAAUGUUGCUCUGUUAGUAGCCAAACACCUGCAACAUCUGCCCAAUAAAGUUGUCAGAGGUGAAAGGUUUGCAGUUAAUUCCACUCAUAAUAUCAGCUUCUAACAAUAGCUUGCUGGAAAUUGUUUGUGUCCAUCUUUAUAGCGUAUCGCUGUUCCUAAACAUAUCUUGCACUCUGUACUUGAAUUCAGUAGUUUUAACCAGAGCGUUGUACAAAAUGUGUGCCAAUGAAAGAAGAAUAUUUGAAAUUUAAAAGGUUUAAAUGCUAUUUCCAGAUCAUAUUUUUUGUUCUGAUCUUUUUUAUUUGCUUUUACCAUAGUUAAGAUAUGGAUGCCUUAUACUGUUGCUCAGUCAGUGUUAUGUAUAUGAUGUUUUCUGUAAAAAAUUAUAUAUGGUAAGUUGGAGGUGAUAAUGUUUCCAGAUUUGGACUAUUUAAUAUUUGUUUAACAAAUUAAGAUCAUUGAAAAGUGAAAUACACUUAAGUAAACAAUGGAUAGAUCCAUUGACAAUGUUUGUUGUUGUUGUUGUUGUUGUUGUUUUUUAAAGUGCAUUAUUUUACUCAGAUCUGGUUCAUAAUGCCAACUUCUACAGUUCUUGACUAAGAGAAGGAGUAAAAUGGUGGUGCCUGACUUGUGCCUGUUAGCUCAUGAUGCUCCUGUUUUGGCCCCUAACCUUAAUUUGUGCUGCUGUUUAAAACUUAAAGAGAUUGUCAUACAUGUACAAGGUCAGCACCCUGCAGAAACUUCUAUUUGCAUAGUGGCAAUAUAACUGACCAUGCAUUUGAUGCUUGAUAUAUUACAUACUGUAUAUAAAGAGAUCACUGUUAUAGAAGCAUAUGAAUGGUGGAUGCCACCAUGAGCAAAGAGAUAAGUUCAUUAAUCAGCAGAAUGUAAUGGCUACAAAACCAGCAGUUGUAAUAAUACUGUAGGAAAGCAGUAGUUCAGGGUAUCUGUGGCCUUGAUUUAGGAAAGUAUUAUUGCAUUUCAUUCCUCUACUCUGAAUGUAAAGUUUACAUUAUAGAGUAGCUCUGACUGAUUUAUGGAGAGUGGACUGCUGCCAUUAAAUGGUACAGUUAUGGAUGCGUAUGUAUGUGCUGAAUAAUCUUUAGAAUGAAAACCGAAAUGAUAAAACUUAAAGCAUCCAUGUUCAGGUGUAAAUGCUAGCUGCUGUGUAAUAUGAUAUAUAUUUGAGUAAAGGGAGUUGAAUUCCUAGUUUUAUAGAUAUAUUAUUAAUUUAUGCUCAGUUUCAACACUCAAAACAUUUUUUUUUUUACUGUUAUAUGUUUUAACCUGAGAGUGAAAACAUUAAGAGCUUUUUUUUUUAAUUCUCUAACUAGAAGUUAUUUCAUUUCUGCUAGUUUAAUUUACACACAAUAGCCUACAGCACAUUGUAGCAUUGUAUAUUUUGUAAACUAAAGGAAGAUCAUCGCAGUGAUAGACUUGAUUUAAAUCUUUGAUAGAAAGCUAUUUCACUGAUUGCUUGAGAAUUUUAUAAGCUAUUGCUUUUUAAGUUUUAAGUGCACAUUGUUUUGUUUUUGUUUUUUGGUGGGAAGGUUGCACAAUUAUUUUUGUCUACCCAAUUUUUGAUUCAAUAAAUAAUUUUGUAA